Hansenula ciferrii is the source of this 639-nucleotide messenger RNA. RefSeq lists its product as uncharacterized. Lineage: Eukaryota; Fungi; Ascomycota; Saccharomycetes; Phaffomycetales; Wickerhamomycetaceae. The transcript has a single exon. The record is from RefSeq and is a predicted model, not a curated record. Bases 1 to 639 code for a protein of 212 amino acids.
AUGUUCAAACCGCUUACCAUUCUCCCACUGUUGAUCAUCUCAGUUUCUGCCCACAAUGUUCAUCAACUCUGUUUCAAUGGUUCAAUCACUUCUUCAUCAUUCCAAGGAACCGGUGAUCUAUGUCCUUUAUUACCAAACAUAUUCAAAUCAUCAUCAAUUGAAUACACAAGUUCUCAUAAUGUCACAUUAACUUCAAUAACAAACUUACCAGAAUUAUACCCACAUUCAUUCCCAGAUUUCUUAUUAUACGGUAUGACUUAUUCAAUGUUUACUGGUAUUUUAGCUAUUGCUUUCGAAUUUAAAAUAAAUCAGAGAGGUAGUUUCCUUGGUAAUGAUUAUAUUGCAGCAAUUUAUAUCCCAUUAUCCAUGAUUAUUUCAACUCAAUUAUUAUCAUGGUUCUUAUAUGGUCCUGAUGAAUAUUUACAAAAGGGGAUCUUAAGUUCUUUUAAAUAUAUUUGGGAAUUUUUAAAAAGUUGGGUUUUGGAAAGUCAAUUCGAUGAAUUGAGGAAGUUACCUUUUAAUGGAUGGGUUAAUCAUACUGGUGUUGAUGGAUUACAAGGGAUUGUUGAGGUUAGUUUUGAUUGGGCGAUUAGAGGGAAAGAUGGAUUGAUUUAUUUGUUUAAUCCAGAAUAUAAAUAG